This is a messenger RNA of Pan troglodytes (chimpanzee), 857 nucleotides long. RefSeq lists its product as uncharacterized. The transcript has 3 exons. The record is from RefSeq and is a predicted model, not a curated record. The coding region runs from base 222 to 845 and encodes 207 amino acids. Lineage: Eukaryota; Metazoa; Chordata; Mammalia; Primates; Hominidae.
UGGUGUGGGAAGGGUCGCUUUGGAUGCACUUGAGCAGGGGUCCCCAACCCCUGAGCCAUGGAGCCGCAAGGAGCCACACAGCAGGAGGUGGGAACAUCCAGUUGCAGGAAAACAAGCUUAACACGCCCACUGAUUCUACAUUAUGCUCCUACCUCCUGGCAGCCUCUCCAGGCCCAGCACUUUCUCCAGUCAGCCUCUACAGACCAAGCUCAUGACUCACCAUGGCCUAUUUAGGCCCAUACCCUACCUCACGGCAGUCUCCGCAGAUGAGGCUACUGCCUCACAACAGCCUCCACAGGCACAGCUCCAUCGUUACAAUGGCCUCUUUGGACCCAGCUCCUGCCUCCCAGCCUUCUCUCCAGGCCCUGAACUUCCUCAAGUCGACCUCACCAGGCCCAGCUCAUGCUUCUUUGCAGCCUCUCCAGGCCCAGCUCCUGCAUCUUGGUGGCCCCUCCAGGCCCAGCCUCUGCCUCCCGUCGGCCUCUACAGUCCCAACAUCUGCCUCACAGCAGAUUCUUCACGCCCAGCAUCUACCUCACUGUGGACCCCCCAAGCCAAGCUCCCAACCUUUUAGCAGCUUCUACACACCCAGCUCCUGCCAACCAGUGGCCUCUUUAGGCCAAGCUCAUGCUUCACAAGGGCCUUUCCAGGCCCAACUUUUGUCUCAUGGCAACCUUCCCUGGCCAGAUUCCUGCCUGUCUCCCAGCAGCCUAGACAGGCCCAGGUCUUGCCUCACACUGGCCUCUCUACAUCCAGCUUAUGCCUCACGGUGGCCUCUCCAGGCCCAACUCCUGUCCCAGGACGUUAUCUCCGGGCCCAAAACUUACUCAAGUCAGACUCUCUAGUCCCAACUGCUG